This is a messenger RNA of Bicyclus anynana (squinting bush brown), 5370 nucleotides long. RefSeq names its product transmembrane protein 214 (gene Tmem214). The record is from RefSeq and is a predicted model, not a curated record. Gene Ontology annotation, cellular component: Golgi apparatus; endoplasmic reticulum. The transcript has 10 exons. Lineage: Eukaryota; Metazoa; Arthropoda; Insecta; Lepidoptera; Nymphalidae. Bases 118 to 2088 code for a protein of 656 amino acids.
UCUUUCAAAUUUGACGUUUUUUGCAUUGUUUUUGACGUGUAAACCUGUCGCUUUCUCUAUAUUUACAAAAAAAUAUUUGAAUUAAAUUAAUUAAAUAAUCUCAAUAAUAAUUUAAUAAUGUCGAGCGGCCAAUGGGAAGUUGUUGGCAAAAGCAAGAAGUCUCAAAAUGGUAAAGUGAAAACCGCUAAAGAUGAAGAUAAAAAGCCGAACAAAAAUGGGCCAAAAGUUGAAGACGUCGUGCCACCCAAGUCUUACUACUCCGGAAUGGAGAUAGACGACACCAGAAUAUCGGCAAAUAAGAAGAAUGGGGAGAAGAAGAAAAAAAAGGCCGAACCGGCGAAGCCUAAACCCCCUAAAACCAUUGAAGAAGCCCUAGAAGCGAUUGACCCAACAGAGCUGGCAAGCAUAAUAACAAGCAACAAACUGAGAUUUUCAAAUGCACCACUGGUCUGGUUGAAAGAGAUAGCUAGUUUCCUCAACUCCAAAACCCAGAUAGACAUAGAUGAUCCAACAUUCUCCAACUAUCCCCUAGAUUACCCCCUAUCUGUCAUCCCUGCAGCAAUAAGGAAGCCUUUGGAAAAUGUGUUGCAUGAAGCUGGGAAGGCUAAUACACAAUUGUUCUUUGAUGUCACCCUCACUGCAAUAGCUAAUGAUAUGACUAGAGGCCAAUCAGUAAAUGGACACAGACUACUUCUCCAGAUGCUAGCAUUAGAUAGCCCAGACUUCUGUGUUGCGUCCAUAGCCAAGAGCGUUACCCUGAGAAACUCCUACCAAAAUAGGCCUCCAAUUGGUCUGUCCUUGUUAUGGGUUCUAGGACAAGGUGGUCUUAGCAACUUCGCUGUGGGAAUGAAAGCCUGGCAAGAACUAUUCCUCCCAAUAAUAGAAUUGAAGAACUAUUCAAAAUACGCAAUAAAUUAUUUGGAGGAGAUAUUAGCUAGGCACAGCAGCAUGGCCAGUACAAAGGUGACAUUUGACCAGUUGGUCGCCAUGUUCGAUUUGAUCAACAACAAACGGAAUGCACUGUCAAAGGAUCUGUCAAACGAGCUUAUCAAACAAUUGAGUAAAUAUAAGGACAUCUAUUUCAAUAACAGUGGCAACAAACUCCAAGUGCCAUUCAACCACCUGAUGAAGAAGCUACCCAACCAGUACCUCAGCGGCCCAUCCCUGGACCCCUACCACAGGGUCCUGGUGGAAUGCCUGGUCGACUGCCUUCAUAAAGACGACUCCUGCAAUGCAACCUGGAGGCAACUCUUCAAUAGAUGCAGCAAACAGUCUGCAACCUUAUUAGAAUAUAUUGAUACAAAUUGGGAGGUGGUUAGUCCAAGACUGAAGAAGAAGUCAUUGAAGACGACAGUCACACAAUUCGUGGAGGUUUGCGGGGAAACUCUGAAGGGCAAGAAGAAAGACGAGACCGUUGUCAAAGCCAAUAAGAUAUGCCAGGAUAUUCUAGACAGGAUGACGAGCACUAGAAGGUUCCCUUGGCUGUGGGCCAGCUUCCUGUUGCUGGUAGGCAUUGCUGGCCUGGUUGCAUAUGAUGUGCAGAAAGUCGGAGGAAACUUCCCCAAGAGCACAACCGGGAAGUUAAUGAAAGAUCUCGGGAUAUUAGAACAAAGUCAGUACGCAUGGCAGAAGACUCUCUCAACGUCAGCCCGAGGGUACCUCUGGCUGGAGACCAACGCACCGAUCUACUACGCUCAGACAGUUGAAGUUGUGACACCCUACGCUCUGCUAUCAAAAGAUGCACUUAUAAUAGCAUCCAAGAAGCUCGGGAUACUAUAUGGGAAUAUGAAGGAUUAUGUGGCAGAGAAGACCCCGGUUGUUCUUGCAACAAUAGAGCAGUACGCUCCAGGGAUGAUAGACACGGUGCAGGGUUAUGCGACCAGUGGAUUUGUGACCGUUAGAAAAUAUUCUAACGACUAUUACCAACUGACUGCUGACUAUUUGAAGACGAAAGUUUUUGUAGGUGAAUGGGCACCAGAGAUACUCCAGAGCAAGACGGAGCUGGCACUCAAUGCCACCAAGCUCCACGUGACGUCAUACUUCCACUGGUUCAGAGAGCAAGUCAAUGUGUACUCCGAGAUACCGUGAAGACUGUUCAGGAUGUGAUGUGAUAGACGUUCAAGUGUUAUGUAAUUUUAUUUUCAGGGGUACCAAAUCGUGGUCAGUUUUAUAACUGUUAUACAGCAUGCGCCGAUAUUUUGAGAAAUUACGGGAAGUCAUUGAUAAAUGAUCAGAUGUCAGUAUACACAAUUGAGUUUGAGCUUUUUUUUUAAUAUAGAUUGCACUCAAAAUUUUAUGCUACUAGAUAUGUUUAGUAGUAUUUUAUACUACUAGUGGACAAAAGUGGCUAAUUGUCUUAAUUUUAUUUUGUUGUGUUGUCGCAUUGUGAAUGAAAGUUAUUCAAACAAAUAAUACCUAAAUAUUGUCUAUAACGCCGAGUUUUGUGUUCAGGAAGUGUAAAAACUAUAUACACAUAAAUAUAUAAUAUAAGUAAACACAAAUUUGUGCAUGUAUGCUCUCUUCUUGCAAUGAUUUUGUAGGCACAUAACAUAUCUAAUAGUAGAAAAUCUUUGGAUUGCACUGUCUUACUAUGACAUUACACUGUAUCUUUAGAUACUGUUUUGCUACACUGUAUGUAGCAAAUACAACAACUGCGAUUUUCAACUGUUUUUACAAUACAGUAUUUUGUCAUAAUACGCCAGCACUGUAUUUCAUACCAACGUAUUGCCGCCACAUACUGAUACUAAGAAUUCUUUGGAAAAAUCAUAUAUUUCACAGCCCAAUCCAGACAAACCCUAUUAAAAUUAAUGAUGAUUAAGGAGACAGCACCAACAAGGCAAUCAGACAGUGUUAUAACUAACAUUUGUCGUUUUCUAGUAAAAUAUGUUAAUCUAAAGAUUUGCUUCACAAGCUUAACCUCAAACUCUGAAUAUUCCAAUAAGAACAAACUCAGAGUUUCUUGCAAUAAAUUAUUUUUUGUGUCAAAACCUUAAACUUCCCAAUCACGGAUCUGGCAUCCUAAAUGUUAUAAAUCAACAAUACCAUCUCAAAAUGAACAAAUUAACGUAAACUGACAAUUUUUACGAGUAUAGUGUAAAUGGGCUCAAAAUCAACGCAUGCUGUAUAACGUACGAUCAACACAAGUGUACAUUUUGUUACUGCAAUAGUUUUUAAUCUCACAUUACCAUCGGACUAAUAAAAUUGGCACAAUACAUAAAAAAAUAACCCUUCUUGUAAAAAAUGACCCUUCAAUCAGUAAUGAGACAAGUGAAACACUUUGUCAAUCUAGAUCACUUGUCAAUCUAGAUCACUUGUCAAUCUAGAUCACUUGUCAAUCUAGAUCACUUGUCAAUCUAGAUCACUUGCCGAUUUAGUUCACUUGUCAAUCUAGAUCACUUGUCAAUAUGGCUCAUUUGUUAACAUUAAAAAAAAUCUCUUUUCGCUUUCAUCAUAAAUGCAAAACACUUCACAAGUAGAAUGAGUAUAGAAAUAAUUUCUAAGGUGUGAAAUAUUUUCUAUUCUCAUUAAAACUAUUAAGUAACACUUAUAUAAUAAUUUAUAAAUGAAAUAUAUAUAUACAUAGCGUGACCAGAAAAAUAAAAAAACGCCAUGAUUGCGAAAAUAAAAACUGAUUUCGUUCAUUAGCAAUAUAUUUGUGGCGCCGGAGUUUUUAUAUUUCUUAUUUCUGGUCAGUUAUUUUCUUUUUGUUUUCAUAAGAUCACAAUUUUAUAUCUAUAAACUUUUACUUAUUAUGUAUUAUCAAUUAAUUACUUUGUUUUAUUAUGAUCUUGUUAUAGACUAUAGAAUUGAUUUAAUCUCAAUUAUUGUUUUGGCUGAAUAUUGCAUUCUAAAAGCAAUAUAAAAUUUAAAUUUUAACUUUUAAAUUAAAUUGGUAUAGUUUUUAAUCAAUUUAUUUAAUUUAUUUUUCACCAUGAUUUAAAUCACAAUAAUUAUAUUUAUAAAAAGUUCAAUAAUACUUAAUACCAUUAAUUAUAUUGACCUCAUGAAAUUAUUUAAAACGAAACCUCAAAGUUUUUUAAUUAUUAUCUCUCUUUUUACUUUCACGGUUAGUGUAUAUUUUUAUUUAUAUUAUUUUAAUUAAAAAAAAAAUAAUGUUUCAGAAAAAAAAACCAUUCAUUCACAAUCUAGGCUAGUUGCAUGCUAUUGAUUUUACUAAAUUAUUUAUAAAAAUGAUUUUUUCAAAAAGCAAUCAAUUUGUCAUAUCAAUAUUAUAAAUGUAGAUUUUUAUUUUCAUUUCCACCAUGACAAUGAAGACUUCGUGAAUCAGUAUUUUUUAACAUUCCCUUUUGCAUUUAAAUUAUUGAUUGAAAAUGUUAAAUUAAAAUUUACUAACAUACAAAAUAAAUAAUAAUUAUAUAAUUUAUCACAAGAGACACCUUUUGAAAUGUGAGAUGAAAUGCUAACUAUGUAUAAGUUUUGUAGUGUAUUUAUGUGUGUUUUUAAUAUUAAAUAUAUUACGGUGGUGAAGACAAUGUCACAUUUUAUGCAAACCUCUGUUAGUUGAUAUAAUAAGUGUAUGUAUUUUUAAAAAUCAUAAAGACAUGUUCACAUCAUUCCAGUUAUGCUAUCUGAACAAGUUAUUUAAUAUUUGUAUUGGAAUCAUGUGAACUAAAAUAUAGCCAAUUGACAUUAUUCCAGUUAAGUUUAGAUAACUUGAAGCCAUUGUAUUCGUGGGAUUUAAUAAAAAUCUGUUCUUUUUACAAUCAAAUGAACAUAUUACAGCCUGUUGACAUAAUUUCAGUGAAGCAAGCAAUAACUUAUAUUCAUAAAAAUUCUACCUAUUCAUAAAUACGAUGAAAUAGGGAAAUAGGAUGUUAUAUUUGCUUACAUGACCGUUUGAUAUAGGAUAACGAUUUUAGCUAAAUAUAAAAAAAAACCAGUGUAUUUCUUUUAUCUAUACCAAUAUUAUAAAGCUGAAGAGUUUGUUUGUUUGUUUGUUUGAACGCGUUAAUCUCAGGAACCACAGGUCCAAUUUGAAAAAUUCUUGCAGUGUUAGAUAGCCCAUUCAUCGGGGAAGACUAUAGGCUAUUUAUAUUAUCACCGUAUUCCUACGGGAACGGGAACCACGCGGCGUCAGCUCAUAGAUACAAUAUGUACUAAAUCACUUAUGUGUUUUUGCAACACAAUGGACUAUUAAAAUAUUAUGAUUCUGCCAUUGGACUGGUAUAAUGUGAAUUGGCGAUUAUAGAUGCUUCGUAAUUAACUAAUUGAAUCUUAUUGAGAUGUCAUGCUUUUACAAACUUUAUUAUUACUUACCUGUGUAUUUUAGUUAUAUCUGGUGUUACAUUUAAUGUCGUGUCGUCAUCGGCGCCGUGUCGUAUUGAAAUUAAAGAGGAGAUAAUUUCUUUA